UCCCCUUCGAGUCCGUGUUUUAAACCGCGGUUCAUAAACCAGCUGAGGCGUUCCCGGGGGUACGGCCGGGUGGCCGUGAAGCGGAACUAAGUGAUCUGCAGCGAGACCCACCAGCCCACUGCUCUGCUGGACCUGUCGGAGAUGACUUGUUUCACUGGCAAGCAACAAUUAUGGGACCUGUAAGUAUAUAAUUCAUGCCCCUUAGAAAGUAGACCUCGUUUCCUUUUUUGUUAAGGAUUCACUUGGGUUUCUGUAAACACAGCAGUCAAAUGCAGCUGUGCUGUGUACAGAUUAAAGGUUUUGGGGUGGUAUUGUUGUUGUUAGUAGUCCGGUACUAGUUUCUUUCUGUAACUGUUCAAAAAUCUUCCCUCUUCAUGAAGUUAGGGGUGCUUAAUCAGUUAGCUGCAGUGUUUGAAUUGGACUGAUGUGGGCUGCAAAGUAGAAAGCUUGCUUUUCGGAGAUGAUCAUUUCAAUGCUGGAAGAUUCAUCCAUCUGAAAGGAGGAAGAGUGGGUGUAAUCCAAUGUUAAAGUUGGUAACUGUAAACAAGAGUGAUGUUGCACAGGGUGAUUUGAGGGCUUUUAGAUAGAGCUUAUUUGAUGGCUGUGAUGGGGCUCUGGCAAAAACGGAUGGCUUUUGCAAACUGUAGACCAGCAAUUGUGGAUACCUUUGAUUUCUGCGUGAGAAAGGCCUGCUUUCCUUGGGUUGAGGGGGAUCUCUAAAGACCCCAUUUAUGACUUGUCAAGGAAAUGGCAUAAGAAAGGACAAUAAAGCUUAAGAACAGAAAGUUUUAAAGGAAAACUGAAAAGGGUUUCAGCAUAAACAACAACAUGACCUGAGGGAAGGGAUGUUUGUUAAUAUCGUGGUAAGGAGUUUCUAUUUCUAGUGAUUUCAUUUUGGACUUACUAAUUUGGAAAGAAGAGUUUCUGGUUCAGAUGAUGAACUGAACCACUGUGUGAGUUGGAAUUUUGAGACAAUACUUAACCUGUUAAGAUGCAACAUCACACGGUGGAGAAGAGUGGAAUUGUUGACUGCUUUGAGGCUAUUUCUGCGUUUUCAGCAUAGCUGCUCUGAAGCAGUGAAAGAUGAGUUACUAAUUUGCCAGUGGCACGCUGGAGUCUGUUGUCCCGACUUGUCAAUGGCCCAGCAGCAACUGAAAUGAUUGUGGCAAGUUUUUCUGUAGGAUACUAACGCUUUUGCCAUUUUUCUUUAACAACGGUGUUCUUUCUCCUACAAAGUCACUCUGACCCUUGCCCUUCUGCAUUGCUUAAAGGUAAAUGGUGAAACCGCGAAGCAGUUAAGAGUUAACAAAAGCUUAUGUGCUCAUUGCCACCAAUAAUGUCUCUGUCCUGAAUGACUUUGACCCGAGUAAGGGAAAUACUAACACAGAGGUUCCAACCUAGAUUCCAAGUUUUUUUCUUCAAGCUUGCAAUUCACUUUCCAUAUUCUGUAGUGAAAAAUACUCUUUUCUUCGCUACAGGUUCCUCAGAUUACUCUAGUUAAAGAUAAAAAUGAGCAUCUCUUGUCAACCUUUCUCAGCCAUAUCUGCCUACAAGAAAAGAACACAGUCAGUGUGUUAAUCCUUUGUUUUGAUAACAUAAAGAAAUAGGGAUGCACAUCCUGAAUGUUUCCUGACGACCUGAGGGAAGCAUAGGACUAAAGCUUACCUUCAGAAUUCACUUCCCUUGUGUGGAAGUAGGGUAACCUCUCAUCAAUUUGGUUUACGUACCUUUCUCACAAAACAUGCUGUGACUUCACUUUCCCUUCUGUCUGAUGCUGAACUUGUCUUACCUUCAGCUUAUUUCACCUUUGACAAAUCCAUUUAGUACGCAUCCAAGCAGUCUUUUCAAACCUAACUGGAAGGACAGUGGCAAUCUCUUCUGAUGUUACCUAAUGCUGACUUCUUGGUAAUACUAUAUAUAACCUGCCUUACAUUGCAACACUGUCUGCACUUUGAGUGUGUAAGACGACAUGUCUUAGUGGGCCAUUUGUGACUCUCUUAUAUUCACCUCUAAAACUGUGAUUUUUGCUCAUUUCCAAGGUAAAUGUUUUAUUUAAAACAGCCUGCCUUUGUUUCGGUAAGAAAACCCCAAAACUUGAUCUUCUGCGCCUUUACUGAGAUCGAGUUCCUAUGUUGCUGUUUUAAACUUACAAAGUAAGGAGAAAGGUUGUCUUCUCCUUCCCUUAGUCACAUGGCAGCACUUCUCUCUAUCCUUUAGCAUUGAGACUUUCCCCCUCACUUUUCUAGUUAAUAAAAACCAGAGAUUGCCUCAACAGAUGACUGCAACAAAGUUAUUUCUAUCUAUUAACUGUGUGCAACCUGGCCGUAAACCUGUGCACAUGUUCUCUAACAAAAUGCAUGUUCACAGAUUUGUACAGGUCACAAAGAUGUUGUGUGUUUUAAAACUCCCUGAUGUCAUCAUGAUCAACUGAAUUAUGUUGGAAAAUCCUACUCUUUGCAUCUGCAAAGAGAAACCACUUCUUAAGCCUGAUAGUGCAUAUCAAGGGGGAGUAUUUUUUCUCACAGUACACUUUCCAACAGACUAUCCUUUCAAACCACCAAAGAUUGCUUUUACAACAAAAAUAUACCACCCAAACAUAAACAGUAAUGGGAGUAUUUGUCUUGAUAUCCUGAGAUCGCAGUGGUCACCAGCUCUGACUGUAUCUAAAGUUUUAUUGUCCAUAUGCUCCUUACUUUGUGAUCCUAAUCCAGAUGAUCCUUUAGUACCGGAUAUUGCACAGAUCUACAAGUCAGACAAGGAAAAAUACAACAGACAUGCAAGAGAAUGGACUCAGAAAUAUGCAAUGUAAACUUGUGAAGACUUUUUCAUAUACCACAGAGUACUGUAAAUUCUAGGGGUUUUUUCAAAAUUAAAAGGAAAUGGAGCGCAGUUUACUGUUUCAAUGUAUCAUGAUGCCCCUUGAGUUUUUUUUUUCACCCAUGUGAGUGUGUUUCUGGAGCAAGGGAGAACAAACUUCCAAAAAUAACCUUAUGACUGUGAUAAGAAUAUUUAUCCUCCUUGUAUGCUUUGCAGAAGACAUUUAUUACAGUUUUUAAGAGUUGGACAUCUGCAUCUUCAGACUACGAGAUCCAUAAUGCAGUUGUAAAGCAACCAAAUUAUUUUUGCUGGAAAAAGUAGCUGGUUUUAUGUGAUGAAUACUGUAUGUGUGUCCUUAAAGUAUGUUGUCUGUUUCAUAAGUGUGUUCAAAUUUCAUUUUGUUAGUUCACUUAUAUAAUUUGUAUUUUUUUUACUGUAUAGUCUAAGUAUUUUAUUUACCAUGUAAGUAAUUUCAUUUUAGACUUACUUGCUUGUGCACAGUAUUGACAAGAUACAACUGCUAGUAAUGAAAAUAAUGGGAGUAUCCCACCGGUUAGGAUAUUCUAAAGACUGACUGCAGAUUUCUUAAAACCUAAAAUGAUCUUUGCACUGUAAUUCUUUGUACGCUGAUUAUGGAGAAACACUUGUUUUCGAUUCUGUUGCAUACUUGACUUAAUUUUAUUGCAAUGUGAACUAAUUGCACUGCUAUGUAGAAAGAUGUGUAACCGUUUUGUUGCUAUUCACAAAAGAUUUUUGACAUGUGGGCAACAUAACACUAUCACAGACCUUUUACAAAUCUUAAAUGUAGCCUUUUCCAUAUAAAUAAAAUGCAUUUUCUACUACUUGUCUUGGCUUUUUUUUUUUUUAAUCAUGCAUACCCUGGAAGUGCUUGUUCUAACAUUAAAGACUCAAAUUUUAAGUGUGCAUGUGUGGUGGAGGCAAAAGGGAAAGUCAAGCCGUGCAUCGUGUACUACCAAGAACAGUGUUGCCAUUAAUUUUCAUGCUAGCUUUGGCCUAAUUUAUUUUGCAUGCUAUGCCCAUUGUUUUAUACAGGAUUUCAACUAGUUCAGUGACACUUUACAUCUAUAUUAAUUUAUGGAAGAAAUAACCCCAAGUGUUUGACCAUCAAACACUUAAGGUGGGGUAUUUGUGGUGUCAGAACGUUACAGUAAACUUGAAGUGAACUUUUCCAUUAACUGGCACUUUGGUUGCUUCAGACUCUGCAUGUGGAAAACCAGUAGUGCUGGAGAGGGACGGUCUUUCCUAUAAAGCAGAUUAAAAGCAGUAGGAUUUUGAUUUCCUGCCUUGAUACAUUCUUCUUGGGUAUCUGAAAAUAAAAAUGAGUGACUUCCUGUUUUUCUGUGUACCUUGCACAUGAAAGGAAAGUGAGUUGCAGUUGGGAAAUUUGUCAUCGUAAGAACACAUUUUUACGACUACAAAAACAGUUGGGUUUUUUGCUGUAGUGAAUGCCAAACUGGAAUUUGGGUUGUGGGUGGGAAGCGUGCACAGUAGGAGCUUUUAUUUAUUCUUGGUGUUGUUAUAUAUAGUAUAAGGAUAUUGAAUAGUUAUCUUUGUGCUUGCUGACCUAUUGACCGAAGUGGUGCCAAGUUGGUCACGUAUGGGGAAAAUGUCACUUCUGUGCUAUCACUGAUGUAACGAUGACUUUUGAAACAAAAGCUUGAUGGAGAACGGCUCUAUUGAUCUUCAAGUAUCCUCAUUCAGAAUGGAAGCUGAAUAAUUGUGGGGGUUUGGGUUAUUAAAAUGACUGCUUCGUUAUACUCGAGCUAGGACAACGUAGCUAGGGGGGCAAAGCCAUUGUUUGUACUUAACUGCUGAAAGGGUGGUAGAAAGCUUUGACUGUCGGGAUACUUUCUUUUUUUCUGGAUCGGUAGUCAUCUGUUUGUACUGAAGUUAUUUAAAUGUUUGCAGUAUUGGUGUUGAACUGUGUGAAACGGGAAGUUUGACUUGCACCCGGGAAUGCUCUCCUUUGGUUUACGGAUUUGUAUUAGGGCUGGUUCGCAAACACUUGGACUUCAACGGGUUCGUUUUUCUGCUGCGUGCCGUACGUGCGAGAAUGACUUCGAAUCGCAGCGCAAGAGCAGC
Molecule: messenger RNA, 4920 nt
Organism: Egretta garzetta (little egret)
Lineage: Eukaryota; Metazoa; Chordata; Aves; Pelecaniformes; Ardeidae
Gene: UBE2D1
Product: ubiquitin conjugating enzyme E2 D1
Exons: 7
Coding region: 2435-2809 (124 amino acids)
Biological process (GO): ubiquitin-dependent protein catabolic process; protein polyubiquitination
Cellular component (GO): nucleus
Molecular function (GO): ubiquitin conjugating enzyme activity
Source: RefSeq, a predicted model, not a curated record